Molecule: messenger RNA, 1508 nt
Organism: Lagenorhynchus albirostris (white-beaked dolphin)
Lineage: Eukaryota; Metazoa; Chordata; Mammalia; Artiodactyla; Delphinidae
Gene: CCN5
Product: cellular communication network factor 5
Exons: 4
Coding region: 347-763 (138 amino acids)
Biological process (GO): cell adhesion; signal transduction
Cellular component (GO): extracellular region; extracellular matrix
Molecular function (GO): integrin binding; heparin binding
Source: RefSeq, a predicted model, not a curated record
UUAGAAGGACUCGGGUCAGCUUUGCAAAGGGGGUGUCUGCUGAGCACUUCCUGGAUCAACAGCCCCCCGUCCCUGGGGUCAGGCAGGGGGGCUGGGGCUGGGUUGCAGCUAGAGAGGCCCCUCUUGGGCUGGGAGGAGCUAGAGAGGCCCCUGCCAGCCUGUCACAGGCUCUUGGCACUGGCACUGGCUCUGGCUUUCACACACACACACACACACACACACACACACACACACACACACACACACACACUGGCAAGCACCCCCCAGGUGGCCUCCACAGUCUCACCUUCAGACUUACAGGUCCUGCCUCCCAGACUCAAAGCUGGCUCCGUGGGGACACAGUGACAUGAGAGGCACACCACAGACCCACCUCCUGGCCUUCUCCCUCCUCUGCCUCUUCUCCAAGGUGUGUGCCCAGCUGUGCCCAACACCGUGUACCUGUCCCUGGCCCCCACCCCGAUGCCCACAGGGGGUGCCCCUGGUGUUGGACGGUUGCAACUGCUGCCGGGUAUGUGCACGGCGGCUGGGGGAGCCCUGCGACCAUCUCCACGUCUGCGACCCCAGCCAGGGGCUGGUCUGCCAGCUCGGGGCGGGCCCUGGCGGCCGGGGGUCCGUGUGCCUCUGUAAGCAGUGUGGGCUGGGCGUGGCCACCCGGGUGUCCAACCAGAAUCGCUUCUGCCGCCUGGAGACCCAGCGCCGCCUCUGCCUACUCGGGCCCUGUCCACCCACCAGGGGCCGCAGCCCACGGAACAGCGCCUUUUAGAGCCAGACUGAGGAUGGACACUCGGUGUCACCCGCCCGCCAAGCAAGCAACCUGGGCUGCACGCAACAGUCCAGCUUGGGUCCACCAUCCGGGCCCCGGAGGACGAGAGUGUUCCCAAGCCAGCUGGUCCACCUGGACCCUGAGAUGCAGCGGGAUGCAUGCCCUAGUCCCCCUUUCUCUAACUCACAGCCUGGGAGAAUGGCCAGGUUUCUUCUGGUCCAUUCACAGCCUUUAUCAAUGAUGCGCACGGGCUAGCUUUCCAGAGAUGGGGCCACCAUCUCUCCCUUAAUCAUUAGACUGAGGCAGGUGCUGGGCUGGAUGGGCUAUUUUUCUGGGGGUAUGCUAAAGAGGGCACAGAUGUUCUGAAUCUCCUGCUUCCUUUCCUGGAGCGAUGUAAGAAUAUCCCUGAAUAUGUGCCUAUGUGUCCAGCCUGUGCUGUCUGAGAAAGCCCUCCCCCCCCACCAUGGGCAGAAUCCAGGGGCUGAAUUCUUUGUAAAAAUCACAAGGUGAAAUCACUCUGUCUUGAAGAAAGUCAGAAAACAGGCCUUAACUUGACCCCUUAAACCCAACUUGUAUUAGUAAGAAUUAACCUUUUUUGAGACUCUGCAAUGCACCAGGCCAAGCCAGACAUUUCAUACGGGUCGGUGCUUGGAAACAUUUCUGACUAGAGAGAAGCAGGGGAUGAUGAAGAGUACCUUCCAGAGACUGGGGAACACGGCCUGAAAUAAACCAACCCAUGUGUGAA